AUGACUCCCGCUGCCGUCCCCCAAUUUAUUGACUCCUACCUCAUACUCUCAAUCUCCCCCAGUGCCACGAAAUCAGAGCGCUUCCAGCAACUGCAAGACGCAUACGAUGCGAUCAAGGCGGCAAGAGCACGCAAAAAUCAGGAUGCGCUUCGAGACCAGUAUUUAGCUGCUCGAGAAGCAGCAAAAUUCGCCGCAGAAGCCGCAAUAUUAGCAGUAAGAAAAGCUGAGCAGAAAUGGGAGAGAUGGGAGAGAGGCCAUGGUAUGGUGCGCUAG
This is a messenger RNA of Botrytis sinoallii, 273 nucleotides long. RefSeq lists its product as uncharacterized. The coding region runs from base 1 to 273 and encodes 90 amino acids. The record is from RefSeq and is a predicted model, not a curated record. The transcript is spliced from 2 exons. Lineage: Eukaryota; Fungi; Ascomycota; Leotiomycetes; Helotiales; Sclerotiniaceae.